Pygocentrus nattereri (red-bellied piranha) is the source of this 4352-nucleotide messenger RNA. Its product is annotated as fibulin-2-like. Bases 165 to 3758 code for a protein of 1197 amino acids. The record is from RefSeq and is a predicted model, not a curated record. Lineage: Eukaryota; Metazoa; Chordata; Actinopteri; Characiformes; Serrasalmidae. The transcript has 17 exons. Gene Ontology annotation, molecular function: calcium ion binding. Gene Ontology annotation, cellular component: extracellular region.
UCGUCAGUAGAAGGAGAAGUGCAGCUCUACGCUCAGCGGGCGGAGGCGCAUAACGGAGCUCUGCACUUCAGGUCAGCAGUGGUCAGAGCACAAGGGAGGCCCUGUAUGGUUUUAAAUGUGGGUGGACUUCUAAGGAUUCAGUUAAUCAAGAGUCCAGUGCAAGAAUGAAUAAGCAAAUUCGUGUUCAGUUGACAGGCAUCAGUUGCAUUUUACUGCUGUUUUGCCUCCAAAUGUGCAUUGGUGAAAAGGACUGCACUGGAGUAGACUGUCCAGUUUUGGAGAACUGCAUUGAGGAGAUGUUGGAAGAGGGAGAGUGCUGUGCUACUUGUUUCCGGCGAGGAUGCACUUGCAAAGGUUAUCAGUAUUACGACUGCAUCAGUGCGGGAUUCAAAAACGGGAAGGUUCCUGAAGGAGAGUUUUACUUAGUAGACUCUGGCAGCACAGAAUGCUCUUGCCCUGAGGGUGGAGGGAAGAUAGGAUGCCACUUCAUUCCUUGCCCUGAAAUCCCAGCUAACUGUAUUGACUUUUCUGAAUCUACUGAGAGUUGUCCCCAUUGCUUGCGGGUCGGGUGCAUCUACAAAAACCAGACGUACGAAGCUGGCCACUCCUUCCGCAUGGAUCCAUGUCAGGUGUGCCACUGCCCGAAUGAUGGAGGUGACCUGAUGUGUUCCCCAAUUCCCAACUGUGACUCAGAAAUGGUCAAGGGACCAAAGCAGCCUGCAGAACAUGAAGCGAAGGAAGAGGACCGUAAUGAGCUUCUUAUCACCGAACGUGAAGGUCCUGUCGACAUCCCCACCAAACAUCAUCCUGGAUUCCCCAGUAAUUUCUUACCCGUCUACUACAACAACCCAUCAGAGUUUGACAAGACUGCAGACUAUGACUACUUCCCAGAAACCACCUCAACAUCAAAGCCAGAGGGUUCCACUCAAUCUUCUUCACCUGUCAGUCCUGAAGCUCAGUCUUACCAUGAUGGUCUACACAAAGACAGCAGAAAAGAGCUUAGAGAAAUACUAGGUGCAUAUGACACGGAAGAAGCCAUGAAUUCUCCCUCACCACUGGUUCCCACCACUACAGCACAUCAAGAAGGCCAGACGGUAAGUUUCAAAAAGGAGACCCCUCCUUCUGAGCCAGAAACUGCUGGUGCACAGACAACACAACGCAUCCAAACAGAGAGACUGAUCCCAUCAAGGGCUGCCACACAUCGUUUCUUGGAUGAAGAAGAAGCAGGGGAUACUAUUCAUCACAUCCACAGGGAGAGCCAUGGCACACAUCACAGAGGCACUGGGAAGCAUGUGAAACACUCUGACACAAAGUUUCACUCCACAAGCCCAGAAUACACCAGCCCUAAAACACAGAGCAGCCCUACUAACUCACCAGUCAUGAGUUUGAAGGAACAUGAGACUCCCAGGCUUUCACAAACAGAGGUCCAAGAGGAGAAGGAGGAGGACGAAAAUGAACUAUAUGCAGAGCACAAGAACCAAGGAGUCUCUUCUAGGGAGAUGAUUAGUGUGUGUUGUGAAGCUGGUAAGAAAUGGGCCUCCAUGCGCCAGCACUGCACCAACAUGGAACCCACCAGGAUGGACCCCGUCUCUUUGUGCUGGACUGUGCAGAGUCGGUGCUGUUUGGGCUCUUUGCAUGAGAGUAACUGCUUGGCUGGCCUCCGUUCAGCCCGAGCGGGCCAUGCCUGUGGAGCUGAUGGUGAUGAUGCCUGUGGGACAGACUCUUACAAGGAGUGCUGCAGUUGCUGUGCAUUGGGUCUGCAUUUAAGGUGGGAUGGUGGGCACUGUGAAGCCCCUCAUGGCCUGAGCCACUCCUGCACUCAUGCGCUCAAAACCUGCUGCCUGGGGGCAGAUGCAUCCAACCAGAGUGUGAUCAGAGAGAGGGCACAACCCCAGCCCACCACCCCACCAAGGAGAGUUUCCGCCAGUCCAGACAAACAGGCCAUGUCCCUGGAUGAGGUAGCAGAGGCAGAGAAUGCGGUGGAGAAGGUGGAGGAGAUUGAGGGUCUGCAGGAUGUGAAUGAGUGUGAAGUGUAUGAAGGCCAGCUGUGCCAGCAGCAGUGCAUCAACACACUGGGAUCAUACUUCUGCGCCUGCCUCCCCGAAUACAUACUGCAGCCGGAUGGCAGCAGCUGCCUGAAAGUGACUUCAGAAAAAGAAAACAGUCUAAAAGAGCUCGACUCUCCCACCGCCAACCCGAGCCCAGAGAAGAUGCCCACCACUCCACCCCCUGACCUGCUGGACCCUUGUGAAGGAAAUGGCCCUUGUGCGCAGCGCUGCUCUCCAGUGGCCGGGCAACCUCUCUGCUCUUGUUUCCCAGGAUUCUCUCUGCUGGCUGAUGGACACUCUUGUGAAGACAUCAAUGAGUGUCUGCUCUCAAUGCACACUUGCCAUCUAUCUAACGAGAGAUGUGUCAACACUCUCGGUCACUUCACGUGCGAGAAGUACGUCACUUGCCCCGCAGGGUAUCAGCUGAGGAGCAAUAUGUGUGAAGAUAUUAAUGAGUGCACCCUGGGGAAUCAUAACUGCGGAGCGGGUUUUGAAUGCAUUAACACGGUGGGCUCAUUCAGCUGCAGGGCCAGACUGAGAUGUCCUGGAGGCUUUACUCACGACACACGUGGCCAGUGUGUUGAUAUUGACGAGUGCCGGACGGUGAGCCAGCCAUGCAGCUCGGGGUUCAACUGUGUUAACACGAUCGGAUCAUAUACCUGCCAGCGCAAGAUCAUCUUGUGUGGCAGAGGCUACCACGCUAGCCCUGAUGGCACCAGAUGUAUAGAUAUUGAUGAGUGUCAGACAGGUGUCCACCGCUGUGGAGAAGGACAACUGUGCAACAACCUGCCGGGAACAUACCGAUGCGACUGUAAAGCUGGAUACCAGUAUGACAUGUUCAGGAGAAUGUGUGUAGAUGUGAAUGAAUGCUGGCGCUACCCCGGCCGGCUAUGUGCCCAGACGUGUGAAAACACUCCGGGCUCGUAUCACUGUUCCUGCACCUCUGGCUUCAGCUUAUCCAGCGAUGGCAAGAACUGUGAAGAUGUGAAUGAAUGCCUGAAUAACCCUUGCAGUCAGGAGUGCGCCAACGUCUAUGGCUCCUUCCAGUGCUAUUGCAAACAGGGCUACUAUCUGCGAGAGGAUGGCCUCACCUGUGAAGAUAUUGACGAGUGCUCUCAGAGUGUUGGCCACCUGUGUGCCUUCAAAUGUGUGAAUGUUCCAGGCAGCUACCAGUGUUCCUGCCCUGAACACGGCUACAGCAUGUCCCCUAAUGGACGCUCCUGCAAAGAUAUAGACGAGUGUGCGCUCGGAGCUCACAACUGCACCAUUGAGGAAACCUGCUACAACAUCCAGGGAGGAUUCCGCUGUCUGUCUUUCAGCUGUCCACCAAACUACCGCCGACUUUCUGACACACGCUGUGAGCGCAUCAGUUGCGCCAACUUCGUAGAGUGCCAGAACACUCCGGUGAGGAUCACCUACUACCAGCUCAGCUUCCAGACCAACAUCAUCAUCCCUGCUCAAAUCUUUCGCAUAGGCCCCUCCCCCGCCUACUCCGGAGACAACAUCAUCAUCAGCAUCAUCAGGGGCAACGAGGAGGGCUACUUCAGCACCAGAAAACUGAAUGCAUACACCGGCGCCAUCUACUUGCACAGGCAGGUGCAGCAGUAUCGGGACUUCCUUGUUGACGUGGAGAUGAAGCUGUGGAGGCAGGGCACUUUCACCACUUUCCUGGCCAGGAUCUAUGUCUUUAUCACACCUAACAUCCUGUAGCAUCCCCACCUGAACUUACAGUCAGCUCUUUACAAUCACACCUUAAAACUGCGUCACUUAAUCAUAAAUUAAAUUGUAUUUAUUAUUAAGCCUGCUAAGCCUCAAGGCACUGCUGACUGAUCUGAUGUAGAUCGGUGGUGUCACUCCAAUCUUAGAAGGCCACAGCACUGCAGAGUUUACAGUUUUUCCUGAUUUAAGAAGUAAAAAGUUGAAUGUACGCAGUUUUCCCUUUGCUCCAAAUGCAGAAAGUCAGCCAAGACAUAUUUGGUAAUGACUAGUGUUGCACAAUCUAAAUCAUACACUUCAUUAUUGUUUUUAGCUAUGCAACAAAUCUUUGUCUGUACAGUUUGAGGUGUGUGAUGAUCAGGGUUAUUAUAGUUAUUAAUUUUUUACUACACUGUAGCAACCAGCUGGGAUGCCACAGCAAAGGCCUAGAAAUACCUUAACAACUGCGUGGGAUUACAUAACAACAAUGUAGCAAGACCUUAGCAGCGACCUGGGAUAAAAUAGCAAUGGCCUAGCAACAUCUUAAUAACCCCCUGAAUACCAUAGCAACAACCCAGCAGCACUAUAGCAACUACCUGGGAUAUCACA